UCAGCACUCCGAAGCUGAUUUUUGGAGAUCGCGAGAAUUGAUGGGUUAUGGACGUAAACUGCAUUUCUUUCUGUUACUGAAAUGCAACUUAGGCGCUAACUAUGAGGUAAUCAUUUGCUUUUGAUAUUUAAAUCUUCUAGGUAGUUCAAGGAGUUAUGCUGUUCAAGGUCAUAUGGAAGAGGACUCCUUGAGGGCUCUUCAAGCUAAGACUAAUCAAACAGGCAGAUUGUUUUAGGAAGACUUAUAUUUAAUCAUGAUUUGGGGUUUUGCUUCAAAUGGCUCUACUGGAGGCAAUGAUCUGAAGAAUGACAGUUCCAAGCUGAGUCAAGCUCCUUCCGAGUACUCGGAUGAUGAAAUUUCCUUAAACAAUGAUGGUGAAGAAGGAUUGGAAUGCCCAAUUUGCUGGGAAUCCUUUAACAUUGUGGAGAAUGUGCCCUAUGUUUUAUGGUGUGGCCACACCCUCUGUAAGAACUGUGUCCUGGGCCUCCAGUGGGCUGUUUUGAAACUUCCCUCCCUCCCCAUUCAACUUCCGUUUUUCAUUUCUUGCCCUUGGUGCAACUUGCUAUCUUUUAGGUUGGUAUGCAGGGGGAAUCUGAAGUUUCCUCGCAAAAACUUCUUCCUCCUUUGGAUGGUUGAGAGCUUGAAUGGGGAUAGGGCGAAAUCUCACUCUUCCUUUAGUGGGGACCAUCCACCAGUCUGCUGUUCAAACAGAAGCUUUGCCAUGGGAAAUCAAGUUUCCCAUGUAAACCAUCACCAUACUCCACGCGUUCUUCUCUCGGAGCAGAGGGAUCCCAACCGUGAUCCAGGUAGCCUUCUCAGCAGCUAUCUAAAUGCAGAAAGACUGCACUUCUCACUUCGUAAGUCCUUGGCUUUCUUUGUUCACUUGGCCGCCAAAUUACCGCUUGUAGUUGUAUUUCUAGUUGUCGUUUGUUAUGCUAUACCCGCCAGUGCAGCCAUCUUGGCCCUGUACGUUCUCAUCACUGUCUUGUUUGCCCUCCCAUCUUGCCUCGUAUUGUACUUCGCAUACCCCAGUUUGGAUUGGCUGGUCAGGGAAAUCAUCACUUGAAUAACACAAACCAUAUUGCCAACUGCACUCCCAUCUAGAUCCAUUACCCUGCAAUUUGCCGACUUCUUCUUCUACUCUUGGGAACCUGAGCGUAUUUGCCCUCUGAAAGUAUUAUCAGCCUGCAAUCAAGUGCGGAAGCAUUGAUUCCAACAGUGAUUUAAUGCCCAUCUAUGGCUUCUAGUAUUUUUCCUCAAUCAUUCGAUCAAGUACUGGCAUGGAACUCUGCCCAAAUUGCAGAAUAGUUUAUUUAUCAUUCGCAUACUGGAUUUGCUAAUAUGUUCUUCCACACAGCACACUAUGCUUCAAUAUCCAUUCAAUAUUUGCUUCUUA
Messenger RNA from Diospyros lotus (date-plum), 1396 nucleotides. RefSeq lists its product as uncharacterized. The record is from RefSeq and is a predicted model, not a curated record. The transcript has 2 exons. Lineage: Eukaryota; Viridiplantae; Streptophyta; Magnoliopsida; Ericales; Ebenaceae. Bases 254 to 1066 code for a protein of 270 amino acids.